AUACUUAUACUAUAUAGUUAUUAUUACCCAAAACUUGUAGACAUAUCUUCUACUCUAGCAUAGGAAGUUGUGAUAUUAGAACUCCCAAAACAAUGAGUGCAAUUUCCAACAUACUCAAUGUAGUAUUGCCCCCAUUGUCACUGAUUAUACUGCCUAUCAUCAUGCUACCUUAUCUUUUCUUCAAAUUGCUUAUACAUCUAAAAAAAUUGGUGUACAAAGAAAACAUGGCAAGAAAAGUAGUACUAAUCACAGGGGCAGCCUCAGGAAUUGGGGAGCAAUUGGCUUAUGAAUAUGCUAGACGAGGAGCGAGGCUGUCUCUUGUUGACAUUAAAAAGGAGAAUCUUGCAGCAGUGGCUAAAAUGGCAAGAUCUCUUGGUUCUCCCGAUGUUAUCGUCAUUGGUGCUGAUGUUUCCAACAUUCAAGAAAGUAAACGAUAUGUUGAUGAAACGGUGGACCACUUUGAACAACUGGAUCAUCUUGUAAAUAACGCUGGAAUAGCAAUUCCGACGUUGAUAGAAGAUUGUUCUGAUAUUACUAAAUACACUCCAGUUAUAGAUGUAAAUUUCUGGGGAGCAGUUCAUGGGACUUUACAUGCAAUCCCACAUCUCAAAAAAAGUAAAGGAAGGAUCAUAGUGAUUGCUUCAACUUGUGGAUGGUUCCCUCUUCCAAGAUCCAGUUUCUAUAAUGCUAGUAAGGCAGCAUUAAUAAGUUUCUUUGAGACACUAAGAAUUGAACUUGGUUGGUGUAUUGGCAUAACAAUUGUCACACCAGGAUUUAUCAAAACAGAACUAGCAUUGAAGGCUUAUGAAGAAAGGCCUAGUCUGAAAAUGAUUCCAAUGGGGUCAGCAUUUGAAUGUGCCAAAGACAUAGUGAAAAGUGCAUGUAGGGGAGAUAUGUAUGUGACAAAUCCUUCAUGGGUCAAAGUGUUGUUUCCUUUUAAGGUGUUCUAUCCUGAGCUGGUGGACUGGGUCCAACAACACAUCUUUCGACUUUUGCCCAACCCUUGUAAGAAAGGCAAUAGGCAUAUGUACAAGAAUAACCAAAGAGCAUAAGACAGAUUAAAGAGUUAUUUGGUGGGAUUUGCACACUUCAUAUUGAGACAUGUCCUAGCAAAGGACUCAUGUGACUUUUAUUGAUUAACUCUACAUAUAAGUUUGUUUUGUGUGAUCUCUUAAAUUGUAGUAGAGAUAAGUGUUUGAAGCUGCAGUAUAGACAUUUCUACAAUUGUUAUCAUCUAGGUAAUGGUAAUAAUCGACAUUAUGUAAGAUGAAUUUAGAUUUCACCACAA
Vicia villosa (hairy vetch) is the source of this 1288-nucleotide messenger RNA. RefSeq names its product 11-beta-hydroxysteroid dehydrogenase-like 2. Bases 93 to 1052 code for a protein of 319 amino acids. Gene Ontology annotation, molecular function: oxidoreductase activity. The record is from RefSeq and is a predicted model, not a curated record. Lineage: Eukaryota; Viridiplantae; Streptophyta; Magnoliopsida; Fabales; Fabaceae. The transcript is spliced from 6 exons.